AUGAAAGUCCAACGAUACACAGGUCCAGCUAAAAAAGUGUUCGUAAAUAUCCGCGAAGUUCCUAAACCAUCUCCUUUAUCACGAAUAAAUCAACCAACAAUACAAAGCAGAGGAAUUUUGAUACCAAAACCUCCAGAAGCCAAACAUGAACCUCAAUUCAUUCGAAAAAAAGUUGAAUCGUUCAGAUGCCACACCCCAGAUCAAGGAGGUGGCAAGCCGCAGUCUUCUCAAAUACUCCCUCCACUGGCUCAAAAAAAAGGAGUUUCAUCUGUAAUGAAUUCUCCUUCACGCUCAAAUUCUACUACAAAGCAAAGGUGAUAUAUGCCAACCCAUUUUAAGCCUAAAGAUGUUGAUACAAGCAUUCUUCUACCUAAAUCUCCUAUAGAUAAAGAAGAUAUUUGUAUGCCCUAUGAAUUAAAAGAAAAGCCAAGACUGAGCAGCCGAAAUGUGGAAAUCAGAAAAUCUGUUAAACAAUUGCCGCAACCCCCUGAAAAGCAGCAGCGAGUUGAUUUGAGAAAAGGGAGUUUCUCUAAAAAGCAGAUAGCAACAGUGCUAAAUAGUGUGGACACAAGUAUAAAUUUGUCAAGAAUUGAGAUGGAUAGUAUAAAUCAAUCAAGAAUAGAUUUAGAUAUACUAUAUCAAGCUAAAUAAUCCUUUAUCUAUAAAAAUUCCUUUAUUUCUCAAUGAUUUCAUCAAAGAAUAUUUCAAAAAUUUCAUUAAAAUGCGAUGAAGUUUUCCAGCCCUGGGAAGAUUUGUCAACAAAUCAUCCAUCAAGAAAUCCGACGCCUGAUUUAAGUACAUCACGGCCGAAUCGAUUUCAUCAGCUUUCUAAAGGCUUUAAACUAGACAAGCAAUCCUUUGUAAGCCAAGUCGACAAACAAGUGAGAAGAACCCAGUCAGAAAACCAUUCAGCUGAAAAAAGAGUAAAAGGACCUCAAGCUUAUACCCCAGAGCCACCGCUUCUGCAUCCUUGGCAGAAAUUUAUGCAGGAUUUAGAUGAUAUAUCAAAUAUAACGGAUAUAGUAGAAAAUAAACAGAGUAUUGAGAGUAAGUUUAUUAAGCCAAAAGGACCUAUAAAAGCGAGACAUUUGUAA
Molecule: messenger RNA, 1094 nt
Organism: Blepharisma stoltei
Lineage: Eukaryota; Ciliophora; Heterotrichea; Heterotrichida; Blepharismidae
Source: the annotation of a GenBank genome assembly